Molecule: messenger RNA, 1397 nt
Organism: Protobothrops mucrosquamatus (brown spotted pit viper)
Lineage: Eukaryota; Metazoa; Chordata; Lepidosauria; Squamata; Viperidae
Gene: IFT46
Product: intraflagellar transport 46
Exons: 12
Coding region: 1-1227 (408 amino acids)
Biological process (GO): cilium assembly; intraciliary transport
Cellular component (GO): motile cilium; intraciliary transport particle B; centrosome
Source: RefSeq, a predicted model, not a curated record
AUGGCGGCGACGGCGGCGGCGGCCUCCGCGGAGUUGCUCCUGCUGCUGCUGGGCGCCGCGUCUCCGCCGCUUCCGAGUCCCGCACAAGAUGGCGGCGAGCCACGUCUCUCAGGCGGAAGCGGCGUCACUACGCAGGCGCAGUCGGCCCUAGUGUGGAGGGGGAAAAAUGCAGCCGGUUCUCGCGAGAAGACGCGGCUAGUGGAGAACCAGCCCUACGACGAGAGCCUGGACGUGAACGAGACGGAGGAGGUCGCCAGCAUCUACGCGCCCAGCCCGCCGCAGCCCGGCCCGCGCCCCGCGCGCCCGCCGUGCAGGGAUAGCAGCGACGAGGACGAGGAUGGAGGCGCGAAGAAGGGCGGCGGGGGGGGCGCCGCGCUGGGCUCCGGCCGGCGCUUUAGCGGCCACGAGGUGGAGGACGACGACGAGGACUCCUCGGAGACCGACUCGGACGACGACGACGACGACGAGGAUGACGAGCACGGCGCCCCGCUGGAGGGGGCUUACAACUCGGCCGACUACGACUACCUGCCCGUCUCCCUGGAGGUGAAGGAGCUGUUUCAGUACAUCCGGAGGUAUUCCUCCCAAAUGAUCGACCUGGAGCACAAGCUGAAGCCUUUCAUCCCGGACUUCAUUCCUGCCGUGGGAGACAUCGAUGCUUUCCUGAAGGUUCCACGCCCAGAUGGGAAGAUGGAUAAUUUGGGCUUGUUAGUGCUGGAUGAGCCAUCCACCAAACAGUCGGAUCCCACCGUACUUUCCUUGUGGCUCACCGAGAACUCCAAGCAGCAUAAUGUAGCUCAGCAGGUGAAAGUAAAGAGCCUUGAGAAUGCGGAGAAGAACCCCAAAGCCGUGGAGAGCUGGAUUGAGAGCAUCAGUGAACUCCACCGCUGCAAGCCUCCGGCCACUGUCCAUUAUGCUAGGCCGAUGCCCGAUAUAGAUACGCUGAUGCAAGAAUGGACUCCAGAGUUUGAAGAGUUGCUGGGAAAGGUGAGCCUCCCGACUGCUGAGGUUAACUGCAGCUUAGCUGAAUACACAGACAUCAUCUGUGCCAUUCUAGACAUUCCUGUCUACAAGGGUCACAUCCAGCCUCUGCACACCUUAUUCUCACUGUACUCCGAAUUCAAAAAUUCACAGCAUUUCAAGGCUCUGGCUGAGGGCAAGAAGGUUGUCAGCCCCCCCUCCAAUCCACCCUCACAGGCUGGAGAGAUAGAUAUUUUAAGUUUCACCUGAGAGCAGAGGUCACAGUUUCCUGCCUCCCGAUGUUUAAAUAAAGGUGCUGCUGACCUCAGGGUUAUUUAAGAGAGGUUUCCAGAACCCAUUCCCUUGGAAUUGUUGCUGGCCUGUCAUUCAGAUGAUAAUUCAGUGUGAUAUUUGUGUAAUAAAGUUUUGCUGUAAGUGUU